Heterotrigona itama is the source of this 1955-nucleotide messenger RNA. The record is from the annotation of a GenBank genome assembly. NCBI's taxonomy places the organism in Eukaryota, Metazoa, Arthropoda, Insecta, Hymenoptera, Apidae.
AAAGAAAAUAAUUUUUUUGUUAUUUGUUUCGGAUAUCUGUUAAACUGUGUGCACGUUGAAAUUAUUCUACUCAGGUCUCUACCAUUAUUCUUUAGAUUCCAUGAUUGUUGCUGCGCGGUGAGUUGUCCAAGUUAUGGUCACUUCAAAUAUUUCGAUAACAUGGCAUCGUUAGACGACGACUCGUUUUAUGAAAUUAAAUCACGUUUUGCUGAUACUGUCCAAAAAAUCGAAUGGGUCCCUUUGUCUCUUACUUUAAUCGAAUAUCCCCAAGGUGAUUUAUUUGGAAAAUUUUUAGCCCUGACAAGUUUAGUACCAUUUGUUAUUAUAGCUGGUUUUAUAACAUUGAUCCUGUUUAGAAGAGAUUUGCACACAAUUAGUUUUUUUAGUGGUGUUAUAUGUAAUGAGUGUAUAAAUUUUAUAUUAAAACAUACAAUCUGUGAAGCAAGACCAAUGAGACGCAAUGCUGUUUAUGUUGAAUAUGGUAUGCCAUCGAUGCAUGCACAAUUCAUUUGGUUUUUUGCCAUGUAUACUACGCUUUUCAUAUGCAUUAGGUUACAUCACGCUAAUAAUAGCAGCAUCUCAGAAAAAUUCUGGAGGAUUACUGUCAUAGCUGCUUGUAUAAUUGUUGCUAUUUUAAUCACAUACAGUAGAGUUUAUUUAUUAUAUCACACUAACUCUCAGGUUCUGUGGGGUACAUUCAUAGGUCUUAUAUUAGGGGCAAUAUGGUUUGCAAUUACACAUGUAGUCCUUACACCAAUUUUCCCUAUAAUUGUGCGGAUAUCAGAAUAUUUAUUAUUACGUGAUACAACAUUAAUUCCAAAUAUCCUUUGGUUUGAAUAUACAAAUAUUCGUACGGAGGCACGAGCACGUUCAAGAAAGUUGGUGUCAAUGAAAUCGCAAUGACGCCUAAUGUCUGGCCAAUGGGCUGACACUAAAUAGGAUAUAAAUAUUAUAGAAAAGAAAAUAUUAAAGAAAACCACAAACAUUUAACAAAUGAACAAUUUCGACGAAAAGAAAUAACGAAAAUUAAUGAUUCAUUUGGCUUGAAAGACUAACCAACAACAAUCAAUAGCGUUGAAUUUUUUCAGUGAAAAUGUUUAAGUAUAUAAGGUGUUAGUACAAAUUUUGCAUAUAAAUUUUCAUAUUCAUACUAUAUAUUAGGACGAAUGCGAUUUUUCAAUUUAGUUUCAACUUAGUUUUUCGUGAAUUAUUUAUAAUACGUAUUAUUAUUAUAUGCGUAUUACAUUUAUAAUACGUGUUUGAUAAAGGACAUUAUUACAAACUUUUUACAUUUGUGUCCUAUUCCAUAAAAACGAACUGUUAUUUUGACUUUGCUAAUCAAGCUGUAUUUAAUUUAAAUGAAAGAUAAAUCUAGUGCAAUGAUGUAGUAAAAUAUGUAGCUCCAUCACCGAUUACAGUGAAGUAGAUCUAUAUUUUAUUUCUAGAAGAAAGGCGAAUUGAACGCCUUUAGAGAAUUAUUGUAUCUUGCAUUUAUCCAAGGUUGUUAUAUUGUUAAUAUUAUGACUCCUGUUUUAUUAUUCAUUUUUAUAAUGUAUAUUCAAGUACCGCUUUUCCUAACUUUUGUAUGAGUUUUAUGGUUCUGAGUAUUGUAUACAGUUCCUUUUUUACUGCAGUAUGUUUAAGUACAUAAUGUUAGAAUCUAUGUAUUUAUUUCGGCGUUAAAAAGAAAUUGCAAAUGAAAAGACAUAAGAUAAGUAAUUAGCAAGCAGUUGGAUUGAAAGAUUAAUAUUUAAAUUAAAUUGCGUGAAAUCAAAAGCUUUAAGCAGUAAUCAUUUUAAAUGUUCAUAGCGAAGAACAUAACUGUAUCAACGGUAAUUAUUGAUAAUUUAAACUGAUACAACUUUGUAGAAAAAAAUCAUACAGUGAUCCACGUGUGAUCUAAUUUUGAACCGUGAAAUCUCUAUUUGACCGUCGGUCAUUUUUUUUUUUUUUUU